UUCCAGAAAAGGAUGGCGGUUCGGCAAAACGUGAAAAGUUUCUAUUCUCGGAUCAAUUAACCGAUAUGGGACGAUACCGCCGUGUUCCUAGCUUCCCGUUAUCCUUUUCGAGUGACGGCAGUGCGUACCGAAGGGCACCAACCCCAGCAGUUCAGCCUAGUUUGCCUCGUGCGAACGGCCAAGUGUGAGCGGUGGUGUGAGCGAUAUAGCAGGUGGUGUGAGCGAGAUAGCGUGGCUUUACGGUUUCUCUGGAUUUUCCCGGAUUCGCGGUCGCGAGUCCUCCCCCUCCUCCUCUCCCGAUCGAUAAGCCCAAGAGGAUAAGACGCCGGCAUCGUUAUUUACUGAAAAUACUACCGACGCAACCGGAAAACCCGCCUCAGCCAACUUUGUUUGGCCCGCCAGACCAGAGAAAAGCAAUUAUUUUCAUUAUGAGUGAAGAGGAACUUAUUUUUAGCGCCAUCGGCAGUGAUAACGUGAAUCAUUUCGAUCUGAAUGUCAUCGCAAACACUCUCGCCAGCACCGAUCGGCUGGUGCGCCAGAACAAACAGCAGCGCGAGGAGAAUGACAAGCUGAAGGAGAAGAUCGUGGCUCUGCGCGAAUCGGCACUGCAGAUCAAAACCCUGUACGAGACGGAAUCGGCGAAGGUGGCCCGGUACGAUGGCCAGAUCGAGUCCUACGCCAGCCAGCUCCGAGAGCUGGAACGACAGAAGAUGAACGCCGAAUCGGACCGGCUCGUGGCGGAAGAUAAGCUGUUGAAGCUGCAGACAAACUCGGAGCGCCGGAUCGAGCAAAACACUCGCCGGUACCAUGCGAUAUGCUGCGACAUGGUACGCCUGUGUUUGCCUCAGCCGUACACCACCAAUCAGCCACCCCCCGAGCUGAUGUCCAAGGCACGGGAUCUGGUGGAGCAUUUUACGAAUGCGGAAAAGCAAGGACUGCCGAUACAGGAUGAUGUGCGAGAAUCGAUACAGCAGCUAGCCUUCAAGAACCGGAAAAGGAAAAGGCUAGGCCGGAAAGAUUGCCACGAUAAGGAGUGUCAAACCGCACCGACGAACGGGGGGAUGCGGGAGAAGGCGAUCAACACCGAUCCUUACCCGAUUCGGCCGAUCGUUCAUCACUGUGCAACGGAUGUGGCCGAUCUCGAGCCGGUACCGAUCGUUCCCGAGCAGAAGAAGACGGUUUGCGACAAAAGCACGAUGCACGCCAUGACGACGAUCACGCGUGCGACCUGUACCUCGGCUUUCAUCAAGCGGAUCGACUUCGGUAUGAACUUCCCCGAGGUGACCCAUAAAUCGGUGGACGAGAUAUUGCGCGAAUGCGUCCCUCUGCCACCAUUACUGCUCUCUCCGAUCAAGGAAAUUGUCCCGCUUCGGAACACCAUCGAAACGCAAACGGAGACACUGGGAUCCUCGCGACAGCUCGUAUCCUGUGGUACGAUGACGGGGUUGAAGAACAUUCGCAAACGGAUAGAUUACCGGGCAACGUCACCGACGGAACCACUGGAGGGGUUGCGUACUUUCAUUAAGAAGGAAGAACAUGCGGACGAGCGUGCCGCGCAUCCGCACCUGGCCACACUCUGUCGGUUGCUCGGUGAAACGAUCUACACGAUGAUGGAGACCGGACGUCGGUUCGAUAUGCAGCGAUACAACAUGCUGUACGAGCAGCUGACGAUCAUUCGCUCUAUGCUAGAGGAGGACGGUCGCCGUGAGUCGAUGCUGAUGAGUGCAAUGUUCUCGAACGUACGGGAUCCGGCAGUUGGAAGGGCGACCGAAACUGGAUACCGAAAGGAUAGUAGGACUUCCUUUGUAGCUACCAAUCCUAUCGCCGUCAACAUCGGAUGCGUCACGUCGAACGAUGAAGGCAGCAGUGACAGUAGCGGUGCGGAAGAGCUUUGCAGUGUCGAUGCGACCUCUGCUGUCCUUCCGGAACCGGCCGUUCCGUUUGCGACGAUACCAGAAGCGGAAGUAGAAGCUACGUUCAUUCCAACAAUCAUCACCAAAGAAACGUCGGUUGACGAUAGUGUAUCGUUACCGCAACCCGAAGUGAGAAGAGUUGAGGAAGAUGCUCAAAGCAUAACAACGGUGAACGAAGAGAAGGCGGUAACUGGCACAAAACAAUCGGAAACAGAACUAGUGACGCUGCUUUCCACUACUACCACCACAGCCUCACCGGUAGAGGAAGAUGCAAUGGAUGAUGAUCGGAUAGCGCAGGAACUGCGACUCAUGGAGGAAGGAGACGAUGGCCCAGCUAAGCAAGUGGACAUCGCAACGGAUUGUGUGACGGAAGAACAAGAAUCAAUGCCAACUCCCAGUUCAACUAGCACCGCGGAUCAAACACCGCCCCGACCAUCGACACCACCGUCUCCUCGGUCUCCUCGGUCUCCUCCUUCUCCUCAGACUAGCAGGAGCACAACAUCAACGGCAACGUUCGUUUCACCGAUCAAGGUGAAGGAAACGAACGAAUUGGUCAAGGAUCAGUUCAAGACACCUACCGAGCUGCCGAUCGGGAUGCGCAAAAAGCUACGCAUUCGUCGAUCAUCUGAAGCCCUCUCCGGCGUGUCCCAUCCGUUUAAGCGACCUCGGUUAGAGUCUAGCACGUCUAGCGGGCGCUUGUCACCGACAUCGACCGAGUUUUUGCUAGAAGACGAUUGGGAUGCCAAGUUUUCUUUGAUGCGUGCCCAGCUGGCACCAAUCGGUGUUACAUCGCUGUGUGGUUUGACUCCACUUUCGCCCAUCCGCGAUCAAUCUUCGGAUGAGUCGGAAAAGGAGGAGGAGCAGGAGGAUGAGGCACUUGAAGCUUUAGAGACCGAUCAGAUGAUCGAAAAUGUAUCCUUAGAAGUCGAUGUACCUUUGGAAAGUAGUAGAGAAGCAACGAGUGAAAGCGACACAGGUACGAACGUCACGAUCGAGAGUCCUCCAGAGGCACCGGUUGUUCGAGAAGAAACACAUGAAACCAUGAGUCCGGCCUCGCCGGAUCCGCUCCCGGUCGAUGACGCCGAGAUGCCUAUCCAGGGAAAAGUUAUUGAGACAUUAGAGCAAGCGAUAGUUGUUUCUCCUGAAGGUAUUGUGGAAGACUCCGUGGUUCCUCAAUCACCGAUGUCACCGCCACCACCACCGCCACAGCCAUGCUCAUCGGACCAAAAGUUACAGAUAUUGCACAUAGAAACCCUGUCGCCAGCAUCACCCGAUGCCGAGCCAUUAGAUGUACCUCACUCUCCUAUCACUCUCGAUGUACCUCUCGAGUCGCCGCUUUCGCCACCGAUUCCCUCUACCUCAUCGGCUGACACCGAACCACCGCUUCCCCUUCGUAUACCUCUCGUGCACGAAGCCAGUCAAUUGAUGGGCAAACAAGCGGGUAGUAAACACGCCACGACGGGACCACUAUUCCGUGCGAUCGAAGAGUACAGUAACGAAUCCCGUCACGAGAUAAUCCGACGGAUGGCGGGAGAGUUGCAGCCCGAAGCCAAGAGCGCGAAGGAAGCGAUCACUGCGAUGAUACAACGCUACAUGGAUUCCUCCGAGUGGACGGAAGAUACCGUACGGGAGACAAGCAAGGUGGUGCUUGAGCGAUGCCAAGACGCUACGCUGAUCGCACAAUCGGUACUCGAUCUAAUCGUCUCCCGUGGAGACAUUAUUACGAACAUGAACUUCACCCCACCAGCCCCACCGUUACCGGGAACACAGCAAAAGCUGGUUCUGCUGGUCCGUUGGAUCGGCCGGGAACUGCGGACGCUCGAUCGUAUCAUCCUGCAGGAUCUCAAUCGUCGCGUGUUCACGUUUAAAAGUGAAUCCGUACCAUUGGUCGGGCUACUUGCGCUCACCUAUAUGUACGUCGCGCUCGAGGACAGUCGACCGGUGGAGCGACGCAGGAUCAAUACGGCUCGAUUGUACAUUUUCAAGUGCCUGUACUAUUUCGGCUUCAAGUGCAUCCCGCUGAUACAUGUGGUGCUGCGAGCGUUUCCGCUGACGCUGCCACGGAUGGGUAGUGCCAACUUCGACAACAGUGAUACCCUCGUCAACACCAUCCGGACGGUGCUGAUGAAUAUGAAGUAUGGUGAUGAGACGAAAACUAAGGGUGUUACCGCGGCCUUCUACCGGAAGCGGGAUCUGUUCAAUCUGCUCAACACACACUACGGUUACCAGCGGGGUAGCCCGACGUACGAGGAGCUGCUGGUGAACCUGAUGGACAAGCUGCGGGCCAAUCGGUUGCGCAACGUAUCCUACUCGUUGAUCCUAGUCGCCAAGCGGAAUGGGUUCGAGUGGGCCCGCAAGCACAUCAUCCAGAAUCGGCUGCAUCCCCUACUGAGCGAGUACAUGCGUCAGUUUGAGCAAAGCUGUCGGGCAGGAGGAAACGCGGAGCGGGCGGAAGCAACCAACAGCAGCUCGAUGGUGGUGGGGCUCGAUGAGCGGAUAGUGGCCUGUAUUUUUGCCGUAUCGUCCAUCCUCAAAACGCAACCAUCGCACGAGGACGUGACGGGUAUGAUGCAAAUCUUUACCACCAUCGUACAGCUGGCGCACCGCCAUCCGAUGAUACAGGAGGCAGCGAUAGCGGGCUUGAUGCGGUUUUCGCGCUUUGGCCAGGUCGCCAUCUACGAGCGGAUAAGCAUGUGGUAUCCUACGCAUCAGAUCAGCGAUCGACUUAAGCUUAUGCUAACCACGAUGGUACAUCGGAAGAAUUCCACGUUCUGGAACAUGCUCGCCAAGAAUCGUGUCGUGUGAACGGCGACAUCUCGGUCUCUUUUCUACGUUCUUUCUACGUAGGAGCUAUAGAUGAUUUCCCUUUCCUUUUGUCCUCAAUUAUGUGAGACUGUUCCCCUAUUUAAAUGCUCCCCUGUUUAGCCUAUUCGUACACUCUAUACUCUGCAGAAUUCGGUUCUGUGACGUUUUUAACUCUACUCUGCUUGAUCAUCUUCUGCUUCGAUCCAAAACGCCGUACCCCAACUAUCCCCCUUUCCCUAGUUCUCCACCUCGUGCCUCGUGGAAGGGUGAUCUGGAGUUUGAAAUUGAAGAAAUAUAGAGGAAAUGAAUUUUAAUUC
This is a messenger RNA of Anopheles darlingi, 5035 nucleotides long. RefSeq lists its product as uncharacterized. The transcript is spliced from 2 exons. Bases 429 to 4718 code for a protein of 1429 amino acids. NCBI's taxonomy places the organism in Eukaryota, Metazoa, Arthropoda, Insecta, Diptera, Culicidae. The record is from RefSeq and is a predicted model, not a curated record.